Vigna radiata var. radiata (mung bean) is the source of this 1988-nucleotide messenger RNA. Its product is annotated as RING-H2 finger protein ATL47. The record is from RefSeq and is a predicted model, not a curated record. NCBI's taxonomy places the organism in Eukaryota, Viridiplantae, Streptophyta, Magnoliopsida, Fabales, Fabaceae. The coding region runs from base 493 to 1647 and encodes 384 amino acids. The transcript has 2 exons.
UGGACAAAAAAUUGGAGAUGCACAAAGAAAGUCCCUUAUCUUAAAAGACUUUUUGCAACAUAGACUUAAUGCAACAAUUUUGAUUGGGCCUUAAAGAAAGUUACCCAAAAUUUCAAAGAGAUGUUUAUUCUAUGCAUCCUAGAUCCAUCAACCUUCCACCCAAUGGGUUUUGGAAAAAACAAGUUCUCCAUUCAUGGGACUGAAAAUAACAGCUAAGAAUGUGCGUCAACAGCAAUCUUAAAAUUUUCUUUACCAUGUUUCUCCGCUCUUGUAAUUGCCACACUUCCGGUCUCCAAAGAGCAACAUAAAUUUCAGUAAGCAUGUUCUUGUUUGGUCCUUUUCCUCCUCUUUCAUUUCCCUGAGGUUCCAAUCUUUUUUACUAUUUUCUUUUUUGUCUUUUUGGAGUUCAAGGGUGAUGUGUAUGUUCGUUGUUUUCCUCUAUGUGUGGGUUGGAUUGAGUCUCUAGAGAGUCAGAGACAAAUACCUUAGAAAAUGAGUUGGGUUCAUUCUCAAAUCUGCCAUAGCAGUGAUGCUAUCAACAACCCCACUAGUAUUUCCCCAUCUUCUUGUUCUUCUUCUGCACCAUUGUCUUACAGUUCUGAGUACAAGAAACAACUGCCCCCUCCUCUAUCUUCUUCAUCUGGCACUAGAAUAAGCCCUGCAAUUGUUUUCAUAUUUGUCAUUCUAGCUAUUGUGUUUUUCAUCUCUGGUCUCCUUCACUUGCUUGUUAGAUUCCUUAUAAGGCACAUGUCCUCUUCGUCAAUUUCCCAGUCCAAUAGGUACCCUGACAUGUCGGAAUCUGAUCCUUACCAGAGGCAGUUACAGCAGCUCUUCCAUCUCCAUGAUUCAGGCCUAGAUCAGGCCUUCAUAGAUGCUCUCCCAGUUUUCAUAUACAAAGACAUAAUAGGUUUGAAGGAGCCUUUUGAUUGUGCAGUGUGCCUUUGCCAGUUCUCAGAACAAGACAUGCUGAGGUUGUUGCCCCUUUGCAACCAUGCUUUUCACAUUGAUUGCAUAGACACAUGGCUGCUCUCAAAUUCAACUUGCCCUCUCUGCCGGGGGAGUCUUUAUGAGCCAGGCUUUGACUUUGAAAACCCAGUUUAUGAUUUUGAGGGUCUGAUGGAGGAAGAUGGGGUUUCAGGCAGUGUUGCUGCAGAGGCUGGUUCCUUCAACAAACAUGCAGAAAAUCACAUAAUGAGUGGGAAAAGGGUGUUUUCUGUGAGGCUUGGGAAGUUUAGAAGCUCAAAUAAUGGAGAGGGGGUAGAAAGAGGAGGAGGAGGGGAAAGCAGUACAAGUAACUUGGAUGUUAGGAGAUGCUAUUCAAUGGGGUCCUUCCAAUAUGUUGUUGCUGAUUCAGACUUGCAAGUGGCUUUGUGCCCCAAUAAAGGUGAUGGUGGCAGUGUGAGACAAUUCAAAGGCAGAUUGGACCACUGUGGGAAUUCUUCCACUGAAGGGGAUGUUGAGGGCAAGAAAAUCAACAUUGCAAGGAAAGGUGAAAGCUUUUCUGUUUCCAAGAUCUGGCAAUGGUCUAGGAAGGACAAGGUAUCAAGUUCGCAACAAAACCAUUUGGGUGGUUCUUAUGUCAGUGCAGCUUUGCCAUGGAUGAAUAGAGCUCAAGAAGCUGUCCUUUUUGGUGGGUUUAACAUUUGAUUGCCAAGAUGACAAGAUCGGUGAAAAGUGAGGUGGAGACAUUUUCUCAUCAGUUCAGACAUGAUUACAUUUUUUUUCCUGUUAGUGCUCCAAAUACAAUUAUUCCACAUUUGUCGUUUGCAAUUUUGCUAAUCAUUUCAUAUCAAUGCCUAUUUCAUAAUCGAAGUUACUAGUUUUGCUGUUAUUAAUUUUUCUGUUAGUCGUUAACAUUGAUACUAAUUAUUUAUUCUUAUAGUGUAACUUUCCUUUUAACUACGUUCUUGAAGAGAAACUUCAAAGUAGUGAGAAAACUGUCAUAAAAUAUUUGUACCAAGAAAACAUAAAGCAUAAUGCUAUCAAAU